Nerophis lumbriciformis (worm pipefish) is the source of this 1146-nucleotide messenger RNA. Lineage: Eukaryota; Metazoa; Chordata; Actinopteri; Syngnathiformes; Syngnathidae. The record is from RefSeq and is a predicted model, not a curated record.
AUGGACUCCGUCAGGCACAGGCACGGCACCAACCAUGCGAGCAAGUCGAGUGAGGUGGACCGGACCUCGGUGGCGGCGAGGCCGCGUACUGUCCUUGGCGAACUGUCAACCAACGAGCAGUUCCAUCACUCACAGAGUCAGGGAAGCCAUAUUUCCAAGUCAAGUAAGCCUACGGACUGGGGGCAGGCUUUCAGGGGGUCCAGCAGAGGGCAUAACACGCAUGCUGAAGAGACUGAGACAGAGUUUCCCCUCGACGCCGACACUGUGGCCUUGAACCUUGACCUGGACAAGGAUGACUGUUCAACGGAUGACGAUUCAGUGGAAUCUGAACCUGACGAAUUGCCACUGGACCAGGAGGUGCUGCGCGCCUCACAAUUCGUCAACGACAUCCACCGCUACUUGAGGCUCAACGAGGCAGCGUCACCCGUGGCGCGGGGCUACCUUCUGCAGCACCCGCAGAUCACCGCGGACGCGCGGCUCAUCCUGGUGGACUGGAUGGUGGAGGUGUGCCAGGUGUACAAUAUGGCCUCAGAGACACUGCAUCUGGCCGUCGGCUACGUGGACCGCUUCCUGUCACGCAUCGCCGGACUGCGGCGUAGCAAGCUGCAGCUAGUCGGCAUUGCAGCACUCUUUGUGGCCACGAAGUAUGAGGAUGUGUGUCCGUGCGAGGCACAGGACUUGGUGUUCAUCACAGCUAACACGUACACAAUUGGACAGCUUCUCCAGAUGGAAAGUCUGAUAUUGGAGAAGUUAUGCUACAGCGUGGGCACUCCCACAGCCUACCACUUCCUGCGCCUCCUUACAUCCGUUCAUGUUGUGUGCACCCUCACCGAGAACCUCGGUCUGUAUCUGACAGAGUUGAGCCUACUGUACAUGGAUCCUUUCCUGGAGUACAACGCAUCAGUGGUAGCAUCCGCCGCCCUAUGUCUUGCCAACCUCACUAUCAACAGAUCCCUCUGGCCGGACACGUUGCGCGACUUUACUGGCUACACAACGGACGACAUCAUGCCAUGCGUACGCGCGCUGCAUAGGCUGCACGUCUGCUUUGAAACACUACCUGUGCAGGUUAUCGCGAUCAAAUACAACAAAGCCAAGUUCUGCCGCGUGUCUUCCAUUGCACCGCUUGCUGAGCUGCCACACCUCUAG